AUGGCUAAGACAAGGAGUAUGACUAAAAGAGAGAAUCAAGAUGCAUCUAACAAGAAAAGGUUCAAGACAUGUGAUGAUGAUGAUAAUGAUGAUCCAACACCUUGGUCAGAUCUUAACCAUGAAUUGCUUUUUACAGUUAUGAUGCAACUGGGAGUUGUUGAUUUUCCAGCAUUUAGUGGAGUUUGUAAGUCAUGGAGGUCAUUUGCACUUUCAAACAAAAGCAAGUUUAUGGAGUCCAAAUCACCCAUGUCCAUAUCCAUCUCUACUGAGUCGAAUGAGGAAGACUACAACUAUUACUUAGAUGAUAUAAAUACUGAAGGAAGAAGCUUCAAUUCCCUUCUUCCUCAUUCUGGUGGAAGGACAUGUGUUGGUUUUACUUGUGGACACUUGAUCUUAUUCGGGAGUAAAACUCAUGAUUUCUGGCUUCUUGAUCCUGUCACAAGGCAUGAAAUUCAUUUUCCUGAUAUCCCUUCUUCAGUAAGUGAUGAUCCAGUAAAAAUCAGGGGUUUUCUUGCCUUUUCACCUUCAAAAUCUCGGUGGGUGUUUGUUAUGACAGAUGGAUCCGUCAAUAUAUGGUUUUCUAUAUCGGGUCAAGGCGAAUGGAAUCAUGUCACAUCAACUUCUCUUAUUGUUGAUUUAAUUGCUUUCAAUGGAAAGAUGUAUGCCAUAGACAACUCUGGUCAUUUAUGUGAACUGACAAUUAAUCCUGAGCCUAAAUUAUCGAUACUUGAAACCAAGAAUUUUCCUAACUUUCCUGAACGUCAGCUGUUUUAUUGUUGGAGUGAAAGCCUUUAUGUGAUGAGAUAUUUGCCAGUAGGUCAUCUCGAAUAUCACAAACUAGAUUUUGAGGAAAUGAAAUGGAUGCUAUGUAAAAGUUCAAGAAAAGCAGUAACAUGGGUAUCAUCCAAUCCCAAUCAUAGUGUGUUGAAGCGUAUUGCUGCUGCUAAAGAAGGAAAAUGCAAGUUAUUUAUUUGGGAACAUAUGGUAUACCCGAAAAAUGUUUGA
Messenger RNA from Lactuca virosa, 1005 nucleotides. Lineage: Eukaryota; Viridiplantae; Streptophyta; Magnoliopsida; Asterales; Asteraceae. The record is from the annotation of a GenBank genome assembly.